AUGAAUCACCCUGCCAGUCCUGCGUUUCCUUUUCGUUUGUUAAUUUGUGGUGGAUCAGAUAGUAGAAAAACUAAUAUGAUUCUUAAUCUUCUUCUUGGAAAUAAAAUCCAAUGUUUGUUUAAAGAAAAGAAAGGGGAACGGUAUGUUAAAAAUGAUGAUCUAGUCUUAAUCAGAAAGCAUAUUCAUGAGCCCAAAUGGAUAUUAGUGAAAAACUGUUAUAAAAUUUUUUCAAAGGGCCCAGAUAGGGAAAACGUGAUAUUUCGUGCAUUAAAAGCAGAUGCAAUUCCAGAUGUAACUAAAUUUUCUCCAGAUAGAAAUACGGUUGUAAUCUUCGAGGAUCUUUGUGCUGAAUCAAAGAAAAUUCAGGAUCGGAUUGUUCCAUAUUUUAUUAGUGGCCGGCAUCAAGGUGUAUCAAGCAUAUAUGUGAGCCAGAAGUAUACACAAACCCCUAAAAUUAUUCGUGAGAAUAUUUCACACUUAGCUUUAUUUCGGGGCUCGGGAUCUAGAGAUGACAUUAGCAGAGUUGUACAUCAAUAUACGGAUAAUCCAAAAAAAGCAUCCAAAAUUAUCGAUAAACAUUUAAGAGAAUGA
Molecule: messenger RNA, 591 nt
Organism: Dentiscutata erythropus
Lineage: Eukaryota; Fungi; Glomeromycota; Glomeromycetes; Diversisporales; Gigasporaceae
Source: the annotation of a GenBank genome assembly